Ctenocephalides felis (cat flea) is the source of this 786-nucleotide messenger RNA. Its product is annotated as probable peptide chain release factor C12orf65, mitochondrial. Lineage: Eukaryota; Metazoa; Arthropoda; Insecta; Siphonaptera; Pulicidae. Gene Ontology annotation, cellular component: mitochondrion. Bases 31 to 471 code for a protein of 146 amino acids. Gene Ontology annotation, biological process: translational termination. Gene Ontology annotation, molecular function: translation release factor activity. The record is from RefSeq and is a predicted model, not a curated record. The transcript is spliced from 2 exons.
UGACGAUACAUAACCUUAAAAUAUUUCAAAAUGAUAGCAUACCGAAAUCUUUCAAGUUUUUUACACCCUGCUAAACAGUUAAACUAUAGUUUGUUAACUGUGUACCGUUCCAAACAUGUAAUAGAUCGAUCUAAGGUACCCGUUUUAAUUGAAACAGAAUUAGAAGAGCAACAUGUACGAGGAAGUGGUCCUGGCGGGCAAUCUGUAAAUAAGACAUCUAAUUGUGUUAUAUUAAAACAUGUACCUACUGGUAUUGUUAUAAAAUGUCAUGAAACUCGAUCACUUGAUCAGAAUCGAAAGAUUGCUCGUAAUAUACUGGUUACAAAACUUGAUAACCUCAUGAAUAAGGAAAAUAGCGUAGAAGCUCAAAUUAAAGCAAUAGAAACCAAAAAAUCCAAAGUAAAAGCAAAGCGUCAGAAUAAAUUGAAUGAGUUAAAAGCAGAAUGGAAAAAACGGGAAGGACUGACGUAAUUUCAUGUUAGUAUUUUAUUUUCUAAUAGUCCCAUUAAUUAGUUAGAUAUUAAGUAUCGAUAUGCUUGUGAUGAUCAAUCAGUGAAGUGACAAAGCACAUUAUGGGAAAUGAUUGGUAUAUAAAAUGUGUUUGGAAUAUUAAAUUCUUAUUAUAGGUUCUAUUAAAUUGUAUCAACACUAUUUAUUUAUAAAUAUCGAAGUGGUGCUAAUCUGCUUUUUGUUUGUCAUUAAGUAAAAGUGUUCGUAGUAUAAAAAUACAUUGUUUAUUUAAAAUGUAGACCUCACAUAUUAUGGUGCAGUCUUUUGUUAUACUAA